Messenger RNA from Ricinus communis (castor bean), 1318 nucleotides. RefSeq names its product NAD(P)H-quinone oxidoreductase subunit H, chloroplastic-like. The record is from RefSeq and is a predicted model, not a curated record. Gene Ontology annotation, molecular function: NAD binding; NADH dehydrogenase (ubiquinone) activity; quinone binding. Lineage: Eukaryota; Viridiplantae; Streptophyta; Magnoliopsida; Malpighiales; Euphorbiaceae.
AUUAGCCGGUUGGAUAUUCGGGAGUCAAAAACUCGUUAAUGUGAAGAGUUUUUUUGAAUUAUUUGAUUUCUUAAAUCUUAAUAUGAACUUCUUUUUGUUUUCAGUAAUUCAUGAAAAAAUGGAUCGAGGAAACCCCUAUGAAUGUAUCAGCUACACGAAAAGACCUUAUGAUAGUCAAUAUGGGUCCCCACCACCCAUCAAUGCAUGGUGUUCUUCGACUCAUCGUUACUCUAGACGGUGAAGAUGUUAUUGACUGCGAACCAAUUUUAGGUUAUUUACACAGAGGGAUGGAAAAAAUUGCGGAAAAUCGAACAAUUAUACAAUAUUUGCCCUAUGUAACACGCUGGGAUUAUUUGGCUACUAUGUUCACAGAAGCAAUAACAGUAAAUGGUCCAGAACUGUUAGGAAAUAUUCAAGUGCCUAAAAGAGCUAGCUAUAUCAGAGUAAUUAUGUUGGAAUUGGGUCGUAUAGCUUCUCAUUUGUUAUGGCUUGGUCCGUUUAUGGCGGAUAUUGGUGCACAGACUCCUUUCUUUUAUAUUUUUAGAAGAGAGUUAGUAUAUGAUUUAUUCGAAGCUGCCACCGGUAUGAGAAUGAUGCAUAAUUAUUUUCGUAUCGGGGGAGUAGCGGCCGAUCUACCUCAUGGAUGGAUAGAUAAAUGUUUGGAUUUUUGCGAUUAUUUUUUAGCAGGAAUUGCUGAAUAUCAAAAACUUAUUACGCGAAAUCCUAUUUUUUUAGAACGAGUUGAAGGAGUAGGUAUUGUUGGUGCAGAGGAAGCAAUAAAUUGGGGUUUAUCCGGACCAAUGCUACGAGCUUCCGGAGUACAAUGGGAUCUUCGUCAAGUUGAUCAUUAUGAGUGUUACGACGAAUUUGAUUGGGAAGUCCAGUGGCAAAAAGAAGGAGAUUCAUUAGCUCGUUAUUUAGUCCGAAUCGGUGAAAUGAUGGAAUCUAUAAAAAUUAUUCAACAGGCUCUGGAAGGAAUCCCGGGGGGGCCCUAUGAGAAUUUAGAAACCCGACGUUUUGAAAGGGAUCCAGAAUGGAACGAUUUCGAAUAUCGAUUCAUUAGUAAAAAAACUUCUCCUACUUUUGAAUUACCGAAACAAGAACUUUAUGUGAGAGUCGAAGCCCCAAAAGGAGAAUUGGGGAUUUUUCUGAUAGGGGAUCAGAGUGGUUUUCCUUGGAGAUGGAAAAUUCGCCCGCCAGGUUUUAUCAAUUUGCAAAUUCUUCCCGAAUUAGUUAAAAGAAUGAAAUUGGCCGAUAUUAUGACAAUACUAGGUAGUAUAGAUAUCAUUAUGGGAGAAGUUGAUCGUUGAAAUGAUAA